GAUUAAAACUCAACGAAUAGGAGUAUCGUGCCGUUCUACAAAAUUAUUUGUGUAUUUAUUUUUCUUUCUAUAUUUACUUUUCACAUAUUCUAAAAUGCUUAAAAAAUUUGUUGAAGUAAAUGCCGAAGAAAGUCCUUCGGCCAAUCCUUACGAAGUGCGCACCUAUUUGGGUGAUGUUGCUCAAACACCCGAAUGGAAAAAUGAAACCUGUCCACCACGUGAAAGGGUGUGCAAGAAGCCUCCAAAUUCAACGAUUUCCCAUGUGCUGACCAUUGAGGAUGAAAUCCGCAAGCUGCAUCAAAAGGCGGAAGAAUCACGAUUCAUUCGUCCGUUCAAGAAACGCUGUGAACUUUAUGAUGAGUUUACCAUGUGCGUGGUUCCUCAGCGUACGCCGGAGGAGUUAAAAGUGCACGCCGAGAUGCGGGAGCGCUUGUUGCUGGCACGCAAGGAUUUUGGUCUGGUUGAGCACGAUGCGCGCCACAAGCGGACCUGUCCCAAAGAUUUGGUUGUCCUUAAUAGCCCGAUGAAUGUUCAUGAGGAGGAGGAAGGAGAGCCUGAGGAAGAGGGUGGAGAAGAGGAGGAGACAGACGUCAAGCCCCAACUGGCUUCUCCCGAAUGUAGUUCCGACAUUAUCAUUAUACCCGAUAAACGAAUGCUGGAAUUAAAACGUCCCAAGAGUCGUAUUUAUUUGAAUGAAACACAAGUUGGUCCUUUGGAGGAAUUACCAUUUCCCUCAUAUAAUCCUCGUGUCAUCCAAGAGGGCUUGGAGGGUGAAAAUUUGAAAUCUUUCGAUAUCAUUGAGGGUUGUAAUCAGCAAGAUCUAUGGACCUGGAAUGUUGGCUAUCAGAAGCGUGAAGAGCAAUUGGAUGAGGAUUUCAUAGCGGCAUCUUUGCCCAAAUAUGAAAACGACGGCGAGCUAACCGUAUAUAAUAUACCCAAAGAAUUGGAUAAGACAUUUACGGCGGAAAUUGUAUUUGGUAGUCGAAAUAUCUAUCCCGAUGACAAGAAAGAGGACAAUCGCGUAAGCUAUUAUUUCCGACCGAGUGAAGUGGCCUGCAUUAUUAUAGCCUAUGUGGAGAGUUUUCGUUUGAAUCCAGAUUUCUGGACAGCCGGCACCAUGGAUAGCAUAUUGAAGCGUGGAGUUAAGCUAACGAAAAAAAGUAUUGCCUACAAUUAUAAAUCGGAAACCAAUGAUUUCGAUAUAAUACCACAAGUGGAUGAUCGUCAAGCUUCGGUGGACAUAAAGAUACAUUUCUCGGGGCUAUUGAAAAACGAACCGAAUAUGUUCAAGGCCCUCUCGCUGUUCUUUUCGAAAUAUAACUCUUGUAUAUUCGUAUCAAGAGAUCUCUUUCUGCUGAUAUGGAAACGUUGCCUAAACUCUUACUAUAUCUUUGAUCCCAAUGGUCGAAAUGAUUUGUGUCAACGCGAUUUUGUAGAUGGGAAAUGUUCUCUAAUGGCAACACGAUUCACCGAACAUUUGGUUCAUUUGAUUAACAAAUUUAGUGACCUGACGCCCGAUGAUGAGUUUAGCAUCUAUGAAAUAUCAUUAGCCCAAUAUGGCAAGCUGAAAGAGCCAAAAGUGAGGAAAGACACAAAUAUGGUAUAUCAUAAGCUCUGGGCGGUGGUUAAUGAGCAUUUUGCUGUAAAACCAGCUGGUAAUAAUGGCCUGCAGCAACCGAUAUCGGGUAAUGAGAAAAAUGCCUCAUUGGUUGUCUCACUAAUAGCUCUAAUAUAUUCCGAAUUCGAGUUGGCCAAACUCUGGAGGCCCAUGACCAUAGAUGAUAUCAUACGCUAUGGUGUGGCCUAUUACAAGACAUUGCGUAAGAAAUUUCGCCUGGAUGGCAAACGUUGGAAGAACAAGAAGCCCGAAUUAAAUGUGGUCGAUUUACCUGAAAUGUUUCUAAUGGGUGCAUUCAAGGCCACCGUGCGUAAGAAUCCCUUCAUGAUCAAUGGCCAUGUGGCCGAUUGUAAAAGCUAUCUGGAAUCACAAUUGACAAUGGCAUUGCAACAAUUGUUCAGUACACCACAAUGGCCAGCGGCUUUGCUGCAAAUUGAUAAUUCUGUUCUAUCCAUUUGGCGAGAUCGUGAAUUUUUCUAUGUCUUUGAUCCAUUUCGUAGAAAUCGAACCGGUUUGGUGAUCGAUCCGGAUGAUUAUCGCAUCAAAGGUUUGGCCGUAUUGCAAAUGCAUUCGACAUUCGAUUCAUUUUGUCGUGUUCUCUAUCUGAAUGCAUUGAAAAUGCGACGUGGUGGCAAAUUCUUUAUCCAUGGCAUACGUACAGGAUGCAUUAGACCGCUCCAAGUGAUGACACAGAAAACGAAUAAAUUCCCAGCCUUACAGAUGGGUUUGCCCACCUUUACGGAUGAGCCAGAGCCAGCGGAAUUGAAGCAAAAGAAGAGUAUCGAAAGUAUACCCGAAGCGGAACGUAUGCCCAUCACAGAUGAGAAGGAAAUGGCCGAAGAUCUGAUCAAUCAGAUAAUCAAUGAGAUUAUAAAAGAAUUGCCAGAGCCACAAUUGGAACGUCCGCGUGUGUAUAGGCAGGCCCAGAAGGUUCUACUGCGUACGGAUAAGGAAAAUCUGAGAGCAUUGCGCCUUAAGAUUAAGCGAGGAUAUGAAUUGGCCGGCGAAGAGGAGGAAGACGAAGACUUGCAGCGACUUCUUACCCUUGAAGAGGAAUUGGCUCUCAAGAGCAAUUUCCUUACACUGCCCGAUGGUGCUUGGAUUAUUAAGGGCACCACUCAGUUGCCGCAAUUGGAUGAGGAAAUGGCCAAAUUGAGCGGCCUAUUGGCUGGCCUUGUGGCCGUUGCCGUUUCAGCCAAAUAUAAGAUAUCCACAUGGAAUGCCGAUCUCAUUGAAUUCUCGCUAGAGUCGCCCAAUCAAUUUGGCGAUGAUUAUCAGAAUUAUGAAUACAUUUUGGCCUGCCUGUUGGCCAAAAAGUUACCCGACAUUGCAAUCGGUGAGAGUAACUUUAGCAUGGAGGUGACCAAAGUGGUCAAGUCAUCGAUUAUGGUGCCACUGCGUGAGGUUCUGCUCGAAUUGCUAAUAGCCAAUACUCGCCUUCUGCUGGUCUGUCAGCGUUUCUCCUGCCUGAUUGUAAAGCGUUAUAAUUUCCUCUACAUGUUCAUUGGCUUCCCUUGCAAUCCUCUCGGUUUUCGUAAAGGUGGUUCGGGUCCGGCUUGUCUAUUGCGCUUCGUCGAAUUGGAUGCCCUGCUGCGGCGCAUUGAGUUUGGUUGCAAUCCUCAAGGUUGUACGGUCAUGAAUUUCAUUGUGGCUGCCAUUAAGGUGGUGGAUAAUAACACCCAAGGACGUUUCCGUCACUGGGGUAAGGCCCUGGAGGAUGCCGAAUAUGAUCAGGAGGCUUCACGUAAGAAACGUUUGAAGGAACAGCGUCUGGAGAAGAUGCGUUAUAUUGAUGAGGAAUUGAAAAAGGAGAAUCGACGUAUUCAAAUGUUCUUGGAGGCCAAACAAGCACGCGAAGAUCGCAAAAAGGGCAAAAAGGAUAAAUCCAAACCUGAAUACAAGGACACCGGUUUAGAUGAGGCACAUGGCGAGGAGAACGAAUAUGACGAACUAGGCAUGGAGGAGGAAGAGGAAGCUGAGGGCGAGGAAGAGAUUGAGUUGAAACAUCAACCAGGCAAACGUCUACCCAAAGAGAUACGACGACCAUAUAAGCCACGGCCCAUACUCUAUGGCUAUCGGAUGCGCGAAAAGGAUUGCAAUUUCAAGAUACAGGGCAGCAUGGCUAUGGAGGGACGUGAUGAGGGCUCAUUCUCAUUGAUUAAACCCUGCUAUUUUGCCUCCGCUUUGGCCAUCAUCAGUUGUUCGUUGCGUCCAUUGAAUCAUUGGAAUUCUUAUCGCAUCGAUCGAGUGAUAACCAAUGCCAAGGCCAUUGCUUCGCGAGUUUGCGAAAUGGAAUCGGUCUUUGAGCGUGUCGUGCGUCAUGUCACGGUCGAUGAUUACGAAUUCGAUAUUUGGAUACGCAGUUUCGAACCCGCUGGCAUGUGGACACCAGCUGCUGGAUCCAAGAAGAAAAUCUCUGGCGCUGCUGCAAUGGCUAUGUUUAAAAAGAAACUGGACAAAUCCUUGGCCACCAGAAGCUAUUUGCUUCUAUUCACCGCAAACGGCAGCUAUGCCAUGUACCAUGAUGAGUUCUAUCAUCUCUUUGAUCCCUAUGGCAGCAUGGAGAAACCAGGUGGGGGUGAAGAGGAAGACGAUGGCGCCGAAGGUGGUGGUGAUGAGAAGAAAAAGAAGAAGUGCCCAAAGGGUCCCAAGCGAUAUCCUGAGAGGAAUACAGCCUCAUGGAUUCUCUUUGCCGAUGUCGAUGGCCUCAUUAACUAUAUCGAUGAACGUAAUGCCCAACCGGAAUGGAAAGAGAAGUGUCAAUAUAAAUUCUAUGUGGUCGAUAUUCUAUCGUACAAGAAGGCUGCACCCAAUGCUCGUAUCCUGCAGCUACUAACCGAUCUUUCCAUACCAAUGACAUGCUCGAAUAAACACUACGGACGUCCGGAAUACGAAAUUUGCGCCACAAACGAAUCACUGGGUUGGCUGGAGCUGGAGAAUUGUCUGCCUGUAUGGAGUCGAUUGAAUCGCCGCAAUACUGCUGGCAAAUAUCGCAAUUUGCCAGUCAGCAAAUUGAAGAAAUUCGAUGUCGAGAUCGAAGGACGCCUCUGGUCACUGUGGGGUAAUCUCCAUCCUGAGGCACCUGUCUUCGAAGACGAAUUGCGUGGCCGUCAAUAUUUGGCCUGCUAUGUGAUGGCUUGCUGUGCGGCAAGUGUCUAUCGUCUGAUGGAUUGGAGUGCCCAUCUCCUGGACACGAUUGUUGUAUGCGGUGACAAGUACUUUAAGGAGAGCAUCGAUCAAAUUUCCAAAGAGGAUUAUGAAUUCUCGCUGGAGAAUCUAAACAUCGAUUGCUCCCUGGAGGCCAUCAAUUUUGUGGUACACAUCGAACAUGUGUGCUAUGGCAAAUUGUAUCGUGUACCCACAUCGAAUCGUAUGAAUCUAUCCGAGGCAUUGAUCUAUUUCUUCAGUCACUAUCAAUAUGGCAUUGUGAUGGUGAGGAAGAGGGCCUUGGCCAUUGGUUUCUCGCCGGGACACGAUGGUGGCUAUUUCAUGUACGAUUGCCAGGAAAAGGAUCAUCCUCUGUUCCCCAAGGCACAGGGUGCUUCAUAUUUGCUGCGUACACGACACUUACAAGUUCUUCUCUACUGCAUUGUGGUGACCCUCAAUGUGCCCUUCUAUAAUAUCGAUUUCAGUAUACACAAGGUGGAAAUGUUGCGCGAAGGUGCCACUGUCGAGAACGAGGGCGAAGAGGAAGAGGGUGGCGGAGCCGAAGGAGGCGAAGAUGAUGAACAGUAGUAGUAGUAGGUAGUAGUAGUAGAUACUACUUGAAUGUGUCUCAAUGUGUAGUAGCAAAUUAUUUAAUUCAUUUUCCUUUUUAUUUUACCCAAAAACGGCAGAAUAAAAAACCUAAUAAAAAC
Drosophila willistoni is the source of this 5475-nucleotide messenger RNA. RefSeq lists its product as uncharacterized. The coding region runs from base 95 to 5353 and encodes 1752 amino acids. Lineage: Eukaryota; Metazoa; Arthropoda; Insecta; Diptera; Drosophilidae. The record is from RefSeq and is a predicted model, not a curated record. The transcript has 5 exons.